Messenger RNA from Jatropha curcas, 1303 nucleotides. Its product is annotated as alpha/beta-Hydrolases superfamily protein. The record is from RefSeq and is a predicted model, not a curated record. Gene Ontology annotation, molecular function: catalytic activity. Lineage: Eukaryota; Viridiplantae; Streptophyta; Magnoliopsida; Malpighiales; Euphorbiaceae.
UUUGACUCUGAUACGCAAACGGAUAAACUAACCUUAAUUAUUCUUAAUAAAUGACAAAGAACACUACAUAUUUCUUAAUUAUUCUAUCAUCAUCACAGCCUUACCAGUCGGCCGGCCGCCGUCGUCUCCGCCUGUCUGUCUCUUCUCUCCUCUGUAUUUAUAUUUGAAAAAACAUAUGUAUAUGGAAGAGGUAAAUCAUCAAAGAAUAAGAACAAACGGGAUCUGGUUACAUAUUGCAGAGAAAGGCAAAGGACCAUUAGUUCUUCUCCUUCAUGGUUUUCCUGAAUUUUGGUAUUCAUGGCGUCAUCAGAUAAGCUUCCUCGCCAACCAUGGCUACCAUGUUGUUGCUCCUGAUUUGAGAGGCUAUGGCGAUUCUGAUUCUCCACUUUCCCCUACCUCUUAUACUAUUUUUCACCUUGUUGGUGAUCUAAUUGGCAUUCUUGACCAUUUUGGUCAACAACAGGCUUUUGUGGUUGGACAUGACUGGGGAGCUCUUCUUGGUUGGCACAUGAGUCUACUCAGGCCUGAUAGAGUCAAGGGACUAAUAGCCAUCUCUGUUCCAUAUUUUCAAAGAAACCCUAAUGCUAAGGUUAUUGAAGCUUUUAGAACUAUCUAUGGAGAUGGGUUUUACAUAUGUCAAUUCCAGGAACCUGGAAGAGCCGAGAAAGCAUUUGCAAGAUAUGAUUAUUUGACCGUGAUGAAGAAGUUUUUAUUGAUAACUAAGACUGAUAAAUUAAUAGCUCCAAUGGGAAUGGAAAUCAUUGAUUAUUUGCAGACACCGGCAGUGUUGCCCCCAUGGAUAACAGAAGAAGAAUUACAGGUUUACGCAGAUAAGUUUCAAGAAACUGGUUUCACUGGUCCUCUUAACUACUACCGUGCUAUGGACUUGAACUGGGAGCUGUGUGGACCAUGGCAAGGAUCAAAGAUUACUGUACCAGCAAAAUUCAUAGUUGGUGACAAAGAUAUUGGGUUCGAUACUGCUGGUACAAAAGAAUAUGUACUGGGGGACACUUUCAAGCAUUUUGUUCCUGAUCUUCAGGUUGUAAUUUUGGAUGGUCAUCAUUUUAUCCAGCAAGAGAAAGCUCAACAAGUCUCAGAGGAAAUUCUUACCUUUCUCCACAAAUUUUCUGUAGAAUGAUAAAUUAAAUUAGGAAAAAACAUUUUUUAUGUUUUAAUUAUAUCCACAUUUAUCACAGCACGAUCAUCAUGUAAUCAUGUUAGUGUCCGAGUUUGGAGUCUGGGCCAGGUUAUUUGUAUUUCUCUUAUUAUGGUUUAUGAAGUUUCUUUUUCAUUUAACAAAUUA